AUGGCGAAGACGUACGAUUAUCUGUUCAAGCUGCUGCUCAUCGGCGACUCCGGCGUCGGCAAGACCUGCCUCCUGUUCCGUUUCUCAGAGGACGCCUUCAACACCACCUUCAUCUCCACCAUCGGAAUUGAUUUUAAAAUCAGAACGAUAGAACUCGAUGGAAAGAAAAUUAAACUUCAGAUAUGGGACACAGCGGGCCAGGAAAGAUUCCGAACAAUUACGACAGCUUACUAUAGAGGAGCCAUGGGAAUUAUGCUGGUCUAUGACAUCACCAAUGAAAAAUCCUUUGACAAUAUUAAGAAUUGGAUAAGAAACAUUGAAGAGCAUGCCUCUUCAGAUGUUGAAAGGAUGAUCCUGGGUAACAAAUGCGAUAUGAAUGACAAAAGACAGGUGUCCAAAGAAAGAGGGGAGAAGUUAGCAAUUGACUAUGGGAUUAAAUUUUUGGAGACAAGUGCAAAAUCCAGUACAAAUGUCGAGGAGGCAUUUUUUACACUUGCACGGGAUAUAAUGACAAAACUCAACAGAAAAAUGAAUGACAGCAAUUCAUCAGGAGCAGGUGGGCCAGUGAAAAUAACAGAAAACCGGUCCAAGAAGACCAGUUUCUUCCGCUGUUCAUUGCUAUGAUGAACUCUUCUGAGAGACUGCAGAAUACCUAGAGGGCCCUUCCCUGCUUCUCUGAAAGCACAGGUUACCCAGCCUCAGAGUCACCUCACCUGGCUGCUGCGGAGAGCACCAUGGAACUCUAGACCUCUCAACACAGAAUGCCAAGUGGAUUCCAGCCUCAUGGCCUAGCAAAAGAGCAGGCUCCUUUCUUCAAACAUGGAAGCAAAUGAUGUGGAGACACACGCAGGACCCAACUGGUUUUUCCUUGUUUUACUGCCUGUCCUGGAAGCUGCUAUCUUUCUUUGCACAUGAGUGUCAGCCUUUCUCUGGUACAGCAUAAUCUUAGACUCCUAACUGAGCACUUUAGUGGCAUGAAGUUCUAGACUUGUAUAUUUGGGGAUGUUUAAAGACAGCAGAACAUUAAACAGAGAUUGGUCUACUGAAAUUAAAGGAUGGUUGGCCUGGGUCAUAUGGCCAAAAGUUUUAUUGGUAGCAUUUACCGAAGGGCUUUGAUUUUCAGUGUUCUUAAAAAUCAUUAAAUAUUGGCAAACUUUUAAAAUUCAUAAAAAUGCCCAUCAGUUCACCAGAGGCCACUUCAUCUUCAUCUUUUCAGGUGGUUAUGAGCUCUGCCCAUCCCUGAGUAGCUGUAUCCUUUUUAAGUUGGCCACCACUGCCUUCUCUCUGAAAACAGUAUGUAGAAAGCACUCCAGUCUCACUGUUUCUGAGGGUGAUAUUUGCUGUCCCCUUUCCUGCCUGCCUUCUUGUCAUUAUUUACUUAUCUAAAACCAAUAAUAUAUGCAAGCUCUGCUGUGUCUAUCUUUGAACUUCAUGAGCGGAGAUUUCACAUAAGGAGAGAAAUGGUCAUUAGGGCUUUAUUUUCACAUCCAGCUAUGGUCUUGUUACACCAGAUAUGUAAUAUAUACUUUCUUAGUUUUACCCAUUAGCUUGUAUUACCCAGUUCUUAACCAUAAUACUGUCUGUGAGAGAGUUAACAAAGGUUAAAUUUAGAUUUCAGUUUGCAGAAAACAUACCUAUAUGGAGAGAAAUUAAACAUGUUAAUAAUGCUGAAAAUAAUGACUUUUGGUUCUAUUUAGGGUUUAAAAAAUACAUAAAAGUAAUUAGAUCUGGGACAUCCUCCAGAUAUCUUGUCUUUUUAUUAGAGCACAUAUGAUCCAGGUUUUGGCUUUCAAACAGCCUUUGCUGAAUGUAUAGGACCUAGCCCUUUGCGUUUAGGUUUGUAGUUAGAGAAGUGUUGUGGCUAUACAGGCAAAGCCAACCAAGAGCUUUGCUGCCUUUCUCACCAAAUGCUGGUUCUGAUAUUUCUUUUGUGAAUAAACCAUUACACUAGGGGUGGGUGGGAGGUAUUUAGUGUUAACUUACGUGCCAAAUACAGAUCAUAAUGUCACUGCUGUUGUUCCAGUCUUCAGUGUCCUAACACAGAGGGCAUAAAAACAGAUGACAAGGGAAAUGAACUUGUAGCAAUUACUCCUGCUCUUGUGCUGUAUAUUAAGAACUGGGUGUGGAAAUGGACAUGGAUAGUUGGUUACACAGGGAAUUCUGCUUCAGUGCUUGGACUAGCAGGCCUUCCUUUCUGUGGGAAAACUCAAAAGCAUUCCAGUGGCUGCAAGUAUACCAGAGUUAUUUUUGGUGGAUACGCUGACUUUACUUUGUUGACAAACUUUAGCCUUUUCUUCCUUUUCUCUAGUUACCUACCAGCUUAAAGUCACACAUUACUGUCCAGGUAUAAGUAGUUCUCUCAGUGAGAAUUGAUUGUAAGUCUAACAUCUUCAAAUUAAAUACAUUUUUGAAAAGAAACAGUAUUUUCUUAGAAAUGUUUUAUCACAACUUUUCUGGAAAAAAAAAAAGUUCAAGCAGUUACAGUGGUAACAAAGUACUUUGCAAAACGCAUGAGCUGUGACACCAUAUACGAAUGUAAUUUUCCUAGUAUUUACCUCUGACUGUUUGGUGUCUUAACACUUUGGUUUCUAUCUCAGGGGUUGUCUGCAAACCAAAACUGACAUGUUCUGUGGUCAGCAUCCUUUUUUUAAACCAGAAUGCUUUGCUUUUGAUUUCUUCAUUCUUCUUGUGUCUUUUGUGGGUUAAUAACUAGUCUCCAUGAACUUCUCUUUGAAUGAGCCUGUAAAUGUUUAGGUGAGUCUAAAAGUGCUCUUUGAAGUAGCAGCAAACUGGGAGUAUAUUCUCUGUUAUAUAGAAAUAAAUUGCCCCUGCUAUUUUCUUACAUUUAGCUUUGCUAAAUUGUAUAUAAUUUGAGCUCAGACCAUAGGAAAUUCACUUUCUGCAUGGUAAAAAACAACCCAACAAAUAGUCUACUUUGCUUAAUAAUGUACAUAUGGUGCAUUAUUUUUUCUAUUUGUAGUUGAGUUUAGUGACAGAUAAUUGUCUGUUCCCUGCUGAAACUGAAGAAAUCUAGGGGUGUCUCUGUGUGUGUGUGUGUGUGUGUGUGUGUGUGUGUGUGUGUAUGUAUGUAUGUAUGUAUGUAUGUAUGUAUGUAUGAACAUUGUUGUGGUCUUACAGAUAAGAUAGGGUACAUAGAGAUUUUUGCAGCAGUAUUAGUGGUUCAGAGGCUGCACUUUAUUAUUAUUGUGCUAAUUUUUUGACAACAGUUGGACUCAGAAUUUUGAAAUUGAAUCUAAGGGUAUCAGACAGUAAAGUAUGCUGUAUCUAAGUAGCAUGUGAAUCAGUUGAUUGUGAAAUGUUUCACUGGGAACCUGUUCUAGCCUCUUUUACUGGGGAUGAUGAAGCGACCUCUGCACAUCAGUCAGGUGCUGCAGGGUUUCUUACUGUUCAUGUGGACAUUUUAUGCAGUCUUCGUUAUAAAUUUCUCUUUACUUUGAAAGACUAUUUUUUAAUUAUACCUCAUUUAGCUAACUAAUAUUCUAAUACCUGGUAGAAAAACAGUGAGCCAGCCUCUAAGCAUUCAAUGAAAUUUACGCAGUAUGUUUUGUUUUGUCUUGUUUUGAAUUGAAGGCAUCCUUGGAAAAGAGAAAUGUGGUACCUUAGUUUUGAAUAAAGCAUGCAUGUAAAUAUCCAGUAGCAUACAAAAAAUGUUACUGCCUUGUCCAUUAAUGAAUUUAGUUGUGCAAUAUACAUGGAUUGUUCUGAGGUUUGUGAGUAAGAAAUUACCAGCAUUUUACAGGCUCCAAAUGCUGAGAAUCUCUAUUAGGGCUUAAAGUGUCUUCCUAUGAGCAGUAAAACACAAAUUAAGUAGACUUUCUCUUUAAGCUUGUGACUUAGAUGCUUUUAUAAAUAUAGUUCUUAAUCUUUAAAGAUGAGAUUCUAAGCCUAGAAUUUUAAAACCACAUUUCAUUAUGUUGGUUUACUGAUCUCAAAAUUUCUUCCAUUCAUUUUUUUAGACUUAAAAAAAAAAACUAAACAAAGAGACCUUCCUUUAUCUUUCUCAUUAUACCCAAGAUUGUCUGAAAACGAAAUCCCUUGAUUCAGAAGGACAUAGGUCAGGAUAUACUAAUAAAAAUCUAUGAAUGUCAUAGUCAUUAGAAGGAAACUAAAUGACUGAGUACAGAAAUGAAAAUCAGCAAGCAUUUGUUUUAAGAAAUUUCCAGAUUUUAACUUUGUAUCUUGAGAUAUGUGCCAUAUGCUAGGAACUAACAGAACUUCAUAUUUCAUCUUUGUACCUUUUUUAAAAAAAGUGAACUUAUGAUUGUUCAUUCCAAUGGCCUUACAGAUAGGUUUGACUUGACUGUUUGCAGCUGAUGCUGCAGUUCCCUAAAUGCAAAAUGCCAUGAACUGUCUGAUUAAAAUUAUGCCCCAUGGGAACUAUGGAGUUUUUACAUAGGCUUCUACGUGUGUGCUUAAACAUAUUUUAUUUUGCUCCAGUGGCUUACUGUGGAAAGCUCCUGUGGAUAAUAUAGACCUGUCAUGUGGUUGGUCUGUUGAAGCCAGUUCAUUAACUGUACUGAUACUGAUGCUGUGUUUUUUUAAAAAAUUGAUUUUAUUCCAGGUGAACUUUUUUUUUUUUUACAAUAAUGUUCAUCUAAAAUAAAAACUACAUAAUGAAAAUGUU
This is a messenger RNA of Cricetulus griseus (Chinese hamster), 4645 nucleotides long. The record is from RefSeq and is a predicted model, not a curated record. Lineage: Eukaryota; Metazoa; Chordata; Mammalia; Rodentia; Cricetidae.